GUUCAUGCAGAUCACUACGCGCGCGCCCUAGCUCAUGCGCUUCACUUCAGCGGAACUGCCAGAGUGAGGAGGCGGCGAGUUUGGCGAUUCUGCUCUUUCCGGAAGAGGUUGGGGGUGGAGAAGUACUCGGAACGUCGACAGCGGCUUGGACGUGGGGUCUCCAGUGAGAUGCUUGAGGUCGACGUAGUCCGUGGCGGAGGUGGGGUGGCCGAAGGAGAAGUCGCAGUUGGCGACAGCGGAGAGAGCAUAUUAACUGUAGGCAUCUCCCUUAAAGUGCACACCAUUUACUACAGGGCAUCCACAAACUCUUCCUCGAAAGAUAUCCUGAACAUGCACAAAAAUUAUACAACCUUGCAAGCCCUGAUAUUAGCUAUCUUGUCUUCCCAGCAGCCACCAUUAUUGUUCAAACACUCGUUCGUCUCUACAUCUACACCCAAAAAUUUCCUCAAAACCAGCACAUAUAGCCUUCAAAACGGCACCCUUCUCCAAUUUUCCUACAAAACAAGAACCACAUCGGUGACAAAUCAUAUUUACCAUGAUCGAUGCGAAUCACAAACAAAUAACUCACACACCUCAAUAUUGAUGAUUAUUCACGACAAGGGUCGGUAA
Molecule: messenger RNA, 609 nt
Organism: Striga asiatica
Lineage: Eukaryota; Viridiplantae; Streptophyta; Magnoliopsida; Lamiales; Orobanchaceae
Source: the annotation of a GenBank genome assembly